Messenger RNA from Aspergillus terreus NIH2624, 681 nucleotides. RefSeq names its product shikimate dehydrogenase family protein. The transcript has a single exon. The record is from RefSeq and is a predicted model, not a curated record. NCBI's taxonomy places the organism in Eukaryota, Fungi, Ascomycota, Eurotiomycetes, Eurotiales, Aspergillaceae. The coding region runs from base 1 to 681 and encodes 226 amino acids. Gene Ontology annotation, molecular function: shikimate 3-dehydrogenase (NADP+) activity. Gene Ontology annotation, biological process: shikimate metabolic process; chorismate biosynthetic process.
AUGCCGCAUAAGCUGAGCGCAUACAAGUUUUGCGACUCGAUCGCUGACUCCGCCACCACCAUUGGAGCGAUCAACACGCUGGCUGUCCGUCAUGGACCGUCAAACGAUGGAGCGAGCAGGCGAAGUGUCCAUGGCGACAAUACGGACUGGUACGGAUUGUACAGCCUGGUAACGGAGUAUCUGAGGCAGAAUCAGCUCGACGCCCCGGUUGGUCUUGUCAUUGGAGCGGGAGGCGCUGCGCGAGCAGGCGUCUAUGCGCUGAUCCGGGCUGGAGUCAAACACAUCUAUCUCGCCAAUCGCACACUGGCAACAGCGCAUAAGGUCGCACAGGACUUUGAGUACCUGAGCAAGGUCAUCCCCGUCGGAUUCCCUACUCGACUUCCCGAGGCUCCCAACCUCAUCAUUGGGACAACUCCGGGACAGGCUUACCCGACUGAAGCCUUCGUUGAUUUGUUUCAGAAAGAAUGCGGCUUAUGCAUUGAGAUGGCAUACAAGCCUCGCGUUACCCAUCUCUUGGCCGCCGCUAUGAAGCACACCAGUUGGGUCAAAGCUGAUGGAUUGGAGGUCCUCCUCAGGCAAGCAUUUGAACAGUUUCGUCUCUGGACAGGGCUGGAACCACCGGAAGCCGUCAUGCGGAAAGCAGUUGCCGACGAGAUUAGGAAAAGGGAGCAUACUCUGUAA